CUGCGGCCCUCACGCGCGCGCGCUCGGCUCCCGGCGGCUCUCGCCCUCACCCCGGCCAUGGCGGGCGUCUUCGACAUCGACCUGGACCAGCCCGAAGAGGCGGCCUCGGACGAGGAGCUGGAGGAGGGGGGUCACUUAAGUGAAAGCAUGGACCAUGGGGGAGUUGGUGCGUAUGAGCUGGGCAUGGAGCAUUGUGAAAAAUUUGAAAUUUCAGAAACAAGUGUUAACAGAGGUCCUGAAAAGAUACGCCCAGAGUGCUUCGAGCUGUUGCGUGUUCUUGGGAAAGGUGGCUAUGGAAAGGUUUUUCAAGUUCGAAAAGUAACGGGAGCAAAUACUGGGAAGAUUUUUGCCAUGAAGGUGCUUAAAAAAGCAAUGAUUGUUAGAAAUGCAAAAGAUACAGCUCACACGAAAGCCGAACGGAACAUCUUGGAGGAAGUCAAGCAUCCGUUCAUUGUUGACUUGAUAUAUGCCUUUCAGACCGGUGGAAAACUCUACCUUAUCCUUGAAUAUCUCAGUGGAGGAGAACUGUUCAUGCAGUUGGAGAGAGAGGGGAUAUUUAUGGAAGACACAGCUUGCUUUUAUUUGGCCGAAAUCUCAAUGGCUCUGGGGCACCUGCAUCAGAAGGGGAUCAUCUACCGUGAUUUAAAGCCAGAAAAUAUAAUGCUCAACCAUCAAGGUCAUGUUAAGCUUACUGAUUUUGGACUGUGUAAAGAAUCCAUUCAUGACGGAACUGUCACACAUACGUUCUGUGGAACAAUAGAAUACAUGGCCCCUGAAAUCUUGAUGAGGAGUGGGCACAACCGUGCUGUGGACUGGUGGAGUUUGGGGGCGUUAAUGUAUGACAUGCUGACUGGAGCACCCCCAUUCACUGGGGAGAACCGAAAGAAGACCAUAGACAAGAUUCUCAAGUGUAAACUCAAUUUACCGCCCUACCUCACACAAGAAGCCAGAGAUCUGCUUAAAAAGCUGCUAAAGAGAAAUGCUGCCUCACGCCUCGGAGCUGGUCCUGGGGAUGCUGGAGAGGUUCAGGCUCAUCCUUUCUUCAGGCAUAUUAAUUGGGAAGAGCUGCUUGCCCGGAAGGUGGAACCACCAUUUAAACCAUUAUUGCAAUCUGAAGAGGAUGUGAGCCAGUUCGAUGCAAAGUUUACCCGGCAGACUCCCGUUGAUAGCCCAGACGACUCGACUCUCAGUGAAAGUGCCAACCAGGUCUUUCUGGGUUUUACAUAUGUGGCUCCAUCCGUACUUGAAAGCGUAAAAGAGAAGUUUUCCUUUGAACCAAAAAUCCGAUCACCUCGCAGAUUCAUCGGCAGCCCAAGGACACCAGUCAGCCCUGUAAAGUUCUCAUCUGCGGACUUCUGGGGACGAGGUAGUUCUUCCAGCGUGACAAAUGCGCAGGUCCCAGUGGAAUAUCCGAUGGAGACAGGUGGGAUCGAGCAAAUGGACGUGACAGUCUGUGGAGAAGCCUCAGCUCCACUUCCAAUCCGACAGCCAAACACCGGGCCAUACAAAAAGCAAGCCUUCCCCAUGAUUUCCAAGCGGCCGGAGCACUUGCGCAUGAAUCUAUGACAAAAUCAGCGGCAAUCAUUUCCCACAGACACUGCUCGGGCGGCAAAAGGAACGCAAGAAUGAACCUCUGGGGGGGCAGCCCCUUCCCAUCACGCCGAAACAAGAGGGCUCUUGAAGCUUUUUUCCUCCUCAGUGGUGGUAUCAAAGUCAGUAAUUGCACAGAAUAAUGGACUGGGAAAAAGAGCGAAACCCGUGGAUCUCCCUUCCCCUUUCUUCUCCUUGGAAUCAGUGGUGCAUAACGUGAGGACUUAAAACGGGGUCCUUCAACUCUUGCAGUGCAGCGGACAGGCAGGCAGCGUGGCGCCCUUUCUGCUCUCUCCGGGUUUCUUCCGGAUCACUUGAAGCUGGCAGUAUUGUGGGCAGGACGCAGCUUCUGUGUCAUCGCAGUCGAAGGGUCACCCCGUCUCACGGGGUGACCGUGCCCAAGGACUGAUUCCCGUGUGAGCUUCUCUGGAUGGCUUCUUGCAGUGGUGUAAAACUGGAGGUCCAAGACAAACUCCCCCACAUGCAAAAACUAAAUGAAUCUUUUUUAAAAGGAAAUAUAAAUAUAUAUAUUUUUCAAAUAGGUUUUUUUCCCUUCCUUUUUUUUUUCUCUCAAGUUGGCUUGUAACAUUGGAACAUAUCUCAUACUUGGAAAAUAUGGAAUUAUUGGUUUGAUGCAGCGAAAAGAAAAGAAAAAAAGACUCUCAAUUGGUUUGUCCUCCUAGUGAAAUAAUGUUUUUGUAAAAAAAGAAAAAAGAAAAAAGAAUAAAUAAAUCACUGUUGAUUAUGUUACUGGGAUUGGGGUGGGUGAGAAUUUACCCUGCCCGAUUGUGUUUCGAUGCCUCUUGUUAAGAAGUGGAUCAGGUUGUGUGUGCUAAAAACCUUGGCUGCCGUGGAAGCCUUUGCGCUCCUAUCUUGCACCUCUGACGUUCACAUGGAGUUUCCUGUAGGCAGAGUGUUUCUUCCUGCUAGAUCUGAGGUAGCUUGCUUGCUGCCAUGGGUUUACAGUGCGGUCUUGCAUUUUCAUCCUUCUCAGCAGAAAACUGCUGGUUAAAAGCAUUUUAUAAUUUCAAAGACACCAGAACAUGUUCAGAUUAUUAAGCCAUCAAAAAAUGGAGGGGGGGGAUGGGACAGUAAGCGUAUCAGAAAGGGUCACAACCAGGUUGUAGCAAUCAGAUUGCUACAACAGACUGUUAACAGUUCUUAUUUUUAUAAUUUACAAUUAUGCUGGUCUUGCAGCUAAGUGGUAAUGCUUGGAAGAAAUGGUCUUCUCCUAUCUUUGCUCUACUCCUUGUUUCCAUCGUGAACUACAGUACCCGUCUUUUCCUGUGCUGGGGCAAUCCAUCUGCUGAUUGUAUUUAAAACAACACACAAAAGUAUUACGAUGGCCUUCAACGAAUGUCUUCCAGAGAACUUUUGCAAUUUAAUUUUAGGAAACGUUCAAAGGGGUUUACUAUUUAUGUUUUCUGCGAUUGUUACUGAAGAAACAAACAAUCUGUACAAAUGACUUUACAGGUACAAAGAAUUAAAUAAAGGUAUCUUUACCUUAACUUAAAAUCCUUCCUGCCUUAAAGAAAGCAUUUCCAUGGACAUAACCGGUGAAAGGGUUAAUGAGGGUUUGCAGAGCUUUGCGCCAGUGUAGUGUGUGUGUGUGUGAGCGAGCGUGUCUGUGAACAUUUGCAUAAAGGUGCCGCCGUGUACAAGCCUUCCUGACUUGUUUCGCGUGGCACGCUUCUGUCUGUGCAAACUCUGCUCCUUCGGAGCAAACUUCUGUUGCUUCUUGAUUUUGAUUCUUGAGCCAUAGGAUCCAAGCCAUAACUUUUGCAUUGUUGUUUUCUUUGACUCUAGUUGGAGGCUUCCCCCCAAAACGAGGUAGCUUGAAUGAAAGAUGACCUGCUGUUAAGCUCCAUGAGUUGGAUCCUGUUUUGGAUCCUGGGUAUCUUUGGAUUCCGCCCACCCACCAAUUGCACUGCUCUGCACUGCAUCCUGUGCUGUAGGUAAGAAGGCCAAGCAGGGCUCCAGCUGUAGACUUCGCCACACACAGCUUCCCUCCCCUCCCCUCCCAUCUCCCAAUUUGCACAGUUUUACUUUUAAAGCGGGGGAGAUGGGCGACACAGUCCAGUAGAAGAAAGGGGACUGCAUGGGAAGUGUGAAGAAUUAAAUUGGCUUUGCUGUGUGCCAGCCACUCAGUUCCAGUAACGGUCAGAUGGCUGAACCAGGAAGGGAGGGUGAACCCGAUCUGCACCACCUCCACGGAAGUGAGCCCCCUCUCCCCGCACAAAAUAUCAAGACUGUUGCCACCAGUUACCUGCAUGGUGCAGAUACACCUAUGUACCUGGACCAGUGCAGGCUUUCACUGUGGCAACAGUCGAGACCAGAGCUUCGAAGCCGAGCUGGACCACGCCUGAAGUUCAGCAUGCUCCGAGGAGCAGAAUUGCAGGUGCGCAAGCCACAUCGUGUGUGAGUGGGCCCUUCUGAGCACAAGCCUCACGGUGCCAGUUCCCUCCUACACACACACACGCAUGCGCCCUCUUGUGGGGGCAUCUCUGAGGCAGGUUAAACGUGGAGUGUCUGCAUCGGUCGGCAUGUGUGGAUGUGAAGGCGGCGCUGGGCAUUUCGGCUGCCACCCUUUGGUGCCUCUUGCCACCGGACAGUAGCUGGAUUGUACCUUGUAUGUGAUACGGGCUCUGGAGAACUUGGGCUGCGUUUUCCUGCUGGUUAGCUUUGCAGGGAAAGCCCCCCUCAGGCGACUGGAACGCAUUCGGAUUCCCCAGCAGCCUUCCACGGUGUGGUGCUGUCUAAUGUGUUGAAGGGCAGCGCCUGUCGCUCCCAGCCUGGCGCUCAAGGGCACUGUGCCGGGGGAAGGUUCCUUAGACAGCAGGCUGGACAGACUGCCUUCCGCUUCAGCAUGAUAGACAGUGAAACAGCAGCUGCUCUUGCCCAGUCCGUCGAGAGACAAUCUCACUGGGAGCUGUGGUGAUGGCUGGAGCUUCUGUUUGACUGCAGAAGUGCACAAUCAUUUGGAUACCGUUCCCUAGAGAUGGGCAGUGUCCAAGCCCGGCUGGAAUUGAGCUAGGAUUCUUGGGAAAGUCCAACUUUGCAAUGAGACCUCUUGGAUUUCUCCCUGUCUUGUUCCUAAAAUGGGAUAGCCAUCUCCUGUGAUCUCACGUACGUGUGUGUGUGUGUGUGAGAGAGAGAGAGAGAGUGUUACCGUUCUUCCGCUAGAUAGAACUAUCUCAGCCUUCCUCAGCCUGGUCGGUUGGCUGGGGAUGAUGGUAGUUGCAUCCCAACAUGUCUGAAAAGAACCAGGGUAGGGAAGGCUGAUCUGUUGGGUGGCAAGUAGCUGGUACAGCUGACAGAAAGUGGCACAGCAUUUUUGAGUCUGCUUUGCCUGACACGAUCAUUUCACUAGAAGUCAGCUUCACAUGUUAUUUUUAUCCUCUCUUUAACUGUGAAACCUCUUUGGAAUCGUGACUUUGGAUGGCAAGCACACACUAUGCAAUAUGGUUUACGCUGUAUUUAUUUGUAUAAAAAUAAAUAUCCAAACCUUGAUUCUCUCCCUCCUGUAUAUAGCUGUUAGCAUUAACUAAUAUUAGGGGAUGGGACAGUAUUCCUUGUACAACUUCAGAAAGAAGGGGAGUAUAUGAAAUGCAGUGGCUAUUGGAGAACUUAAGUGCUUUCUUUAAAAAUAAAUGUCUUAAAUUUUCAUUAGGAUAUAGUAAUUAAGAUUUAUUUUGUACAAGCUGCUUUUUUAAUUAUCUUUGGAUUUUUGCUAUAAUUUGAUUUUUUAUAGAUUUUUGUACCAUUAUAUUAAAUAAUAACUGGGUUUGAAACAUGCUGAAGCUAACUACAUGUUUUAAGUAUUAAAUCUUGAUAACUUGAACUAUGCUUUAUUUCCACUAGAUCCAUGGUAUUGAAAUGAAAGCAGUGCAAAUUGUAAACUGCAAUUCAUGUUGAAGCCUAAGGAAAUAAAUAGGUUGGCUGGGUGAAGGGCCCUUCCCCCAGUGAGGUACCCAGGAAGGGGGUGGGGAGCAGGAAGGCGGUGUUAAAAUCAAGACCCUUACCUUUCCUUGUCAAAUGAAUGAUGUAAUUACUCUGUGAUAUGUUUUAGGGAUCUCUGGUGGGCCACUUCUCUGGCUGGGUACCAGCCACCCUUAGACCGCCUCGGUUAACUUCAUCCCGUGUUCUGAGCUUACCAAGUUGCCUUGUCCAGUGGGCCAUUCCUGGGCCAGGCUCAUGAACCCUCACCCCCAGCUCUCCCCGGCUACUGUUCAUGGUUUUGGGUUUGUUUGUUUUUUAGUAUUGCUUUUGCAGUUUGGAGUAUCUUCGCUUUCAUAGGUGUAAAGCUAUAGUGGCAGCGUGGAUCUGGCAUGCAGGGGGGAAUAGGGACGGCGCUUCCUUCAGGGCUUGAGCGAGCUGUUCCACUAAGGCUGUGCUUGCCAGUAAGCCAGAAUGCCGGCUGAACUGGGCUUCGUAGGCUCAAUUUAUGGGUAGCGCCUCUGUGCUACCGAGGAUGAGGGAAAGACAGGCGAGUCUGUAGCAUCUUUCUCCAGGUGAGUUCCUUAUUCCUACCUGUUCCAGAUGAUCUAAGACUGUCACAUAAGAACAUCAGAAGUGCAGCAACUGUAUUACACUUGGGAAACCCAUCGGCUGCUAUAUUCUGACUCUGACCUCUGUAGCAAUAGAGGACAGGGUCAUAAUAUGACAGAUCCCCACCCAGCACCAUUAAUCUGCAAGCAUCCACUUCAGGGCAAUCUCUUGCAAGCCCUGCCAAAAUGAACGGCCAUUGCUGGAUGGGAGUGACCGGGGAUCGUCUUGGAGCCAGUAUAAUGUACGUUCCACUUAGAAUAUAUUGCGGGGUGUGAGCAGCUGCAUUUCAGCUUUUGGAAGAAGGCCAAAAGAGAGUGCAGGCUUCACAUCUGUUUUGAACAGCGCAUAUUGCUUGAGAAAUGAACACUUCCACUCCGCAUGUCUGAUUUGAGGAAGGAAAGGGGACAGGGGUGGCUUUUAUCUGUAUGCUUCAAGAAAAUGUUCUUUCUACCAGGCUUUAGCAAGUUGUGUAGCCAUCUGUAAACAAUCAGACUACAGCUGCCUUACUGGGAAUGGUAUGAGGACAAGCAUUCUUCCUGCAUUUCAUUCUGUACUACUUACUGUAAUGAAAUAUACUUGAUUUCAAAACAAAUGGAUGUAAAUAGCAAUUAAAUGCAACUUUGGACAAACA
Varanus komodoensis (Komodo dragon) is the source of this 6769-nucleotide messenger RNA. RefSeq names its product ribosomal protein S6 kinase B1 (gene RPS6KB1). Gene Ontology annotation, molecular function: protein serine/threonine kinase activity; ATP binding. The record is from RefSeq and is a predicted model, not a curated record. The transcript has 15 exons. Bases 58 to 1566 code for a protein of 502 amino acids. NCBI's taxonomy places the organism in Eukaryota, Metazoa, Chordata, Lepidosauria, Squamata, Varanidae. Gene Ontology annotation, biological process: signal transduction; protein phosphorylation; cellular response to insulin stimulus.